AAUGUUCCAUUUAGCGACGGAGAAAGAUGGAGGUCUGAGCUGUUUCCGGGCGCUACAACCACCUGUCCGCGACGAAGGGUGGGUUUCUACCAUCUCCUCAGCUUCAAUAGCACUCAGAAGUUUCAGGUCCAUGCAGUGUUGAGGAGACACCUGGUCGUGUUCUGCCUUGUGGUAUAAUAAUUGACCUGACUUGACCCCAUGAUGUCCAGCCAUGCUGUUCUACCAGGUGUCUGAUGACCCCCCAGGACAGGCUGCAGGCAUGGCAGAGAAGUGCAAGACAUGUGGCUGCAACUGUGGAGGCCAGGGUGCCAAGUACCGUGAGCAGGCGGAGGAGAUCAGGAAGAGGAUGGUGUACUCCAGCCACAGGAUUGAGGUGAUGGAGUCGGAGUUCCUGGAGAUCCGGGAGAACCUGGAGGAUGAGCUGAACGACACGGCCGAGGAGCUGCAGGCACUGAAGGACAAAUUCUACAGGCUGGAGAGAAGCCAUAAGUCCCUGCAGAGGGUGAAUCAGGACCUGGAAGAGAAGCUGCUUUCUAUGGCUGCACAGAGUGAGCGUACGAAGGCCUCCCUGAACAGAGACAUCCUGGAGAUGACAGAGAAACUGAUGAACACCAGGCUGGCUCUCAACCAGCUGGAGGAGUCAAACGACCGCUAUCGGAAGGAGUGUAACUUGGCAGCCCAGCUACUCCAGUGUAAUCCUCACAACUUUGUCUCUCCAAAAUUCAGCUCACUCCCCCCAGAGCUGCAGGAGAGACUGCAACAGCACAUGGAACAGGUCACCAAGAACCACAGGAAGGCCAAGGUUUCGCAGUCUGCCCCUGGCGCACCGGAGGACGCUGUCAUCCCUACUGCCGUCCUGGCUGAGGUGCUCCAGAAGCCACAUCCGGUCCGCACUGUCCGUGGUGUGGGGGCACGGAGAGAGAAGAUCCUGUUUGAUGCCUGUGUACAGACCAACCCAGAGGACAUCGAUCAGGGACAGGGGAAAGUGAUUAAAGCAAAACCACUACGAUUCACAGCAUAUGGCGUGGAUAUGGGGAACACAAGAGAGACUCCAAAAACAACAGAAACUGAGAAACCCACAGGAGAGUGGCAGCCAAUCAGGCUCACUGAAGGCCAGGCCGCACCCACGACCUCCAAAGAUACUCUAAAGGUCAGAGCCUUCAUGCCCAUAUCAAGAGGCAAGGACACAGGGCAGAACCUGGAGCAGAAACCCCGACAAACACAGGAUGUUCAGAGGCCCUCUGCUCCUGCUCCACAGCUGGCCCAAGGUGGAGAUGCUGGACGUAACGUACAGAAGCAACUCCUCGAGAACAUCAAUGGCAAGUGGGAAUCACAAGAGGGAGCUGAGGCCAGGAAGGUUUACUUAAGGGCAGUAGGAUCAUCACAUUCAAGUCCAACCAAAGCAAGAAAGAAGGAAGCAGAGCAGGCUUCAAUAGGAAGUACCAAAGGCAGGGCUAAAAAGAUAGGACCUGCUACAGAAGAAACAGAACCACUACUAGAUGGUAAGUACUGUGAGUCUUCAGAUGGUGCCAAUGCAACAAUCAGCGUCAAAAGACAAAAGAUCCCUUCUUCCAUGUCUAAAGGGAUGAAGUCAGAAGCAGACCAGACACAAGCAGGAAGCAAAAGACUGAGAGUUAAGAAGACUGGACCUGAAGGUGAAGAUGGAGAGGAGACAGAACCACUGCUUGAAAAGGGUGCAGAAAGAAAUGGUGAACCAGGUGGUAAAAGUCAUGUUAAGAAAGUUCAUCCUCAAGCCAAGACAUCCAGAGACAUAAAGGCAGAGUCAGGAUCGACCUUUGAAGGUAGUACAAAAGGAAAGACCAGAAAAACUGCAUCUGUCUCUGAAGAAACUGAGCCACUACUAGAAAGGGAUGAUAAUAGACUCUCUGAAGAUGAUAGUACAGAUUCUGUGUCGUUUCCUCAAGCAACAGAUCUAGAGCUGAGCACAGCAGCAAGCAGAGCUAAAAAGACUGCCUCUGUAGCAGAAGAAACUGCACCACUACUGGAAGAUAGCUGUGAGAGAGCCUGUGAGCUGACUGAUGAUUCCAUUGUUGAAGUUGAGGAGAAAAGACCUUCAACAGGUCACUCUAAAGGGAUGAGGCCAGAACAGACUAUAGCCAUGACUGGCAAAGUCAAGAUUAAGGCAACUGAUCCAGUGGUGGAAGAGAAGCCUCUCAUUGACCUUGAAAGUAACAUUGAGGCACAGGACAAAGCCUUUGGAAGAGACCAUUCUACACAGGCUGAAGGCCCGUCCUCGUUUUCAGAAUCCACAGAGAUGAAACCAGAGGCAGACCAGGCACAUGUAGAUAGUACUACCCUGAAGACUUCAUCUGGUGCUGACCCUCAAACCUCAGAUCUUUCUCAGACGAAAAGUCCUACUUCUGCUCCUGAAAACAAAGAUGCCAAACCACCUUCUGAGUCAACAACACAAGCUACACAACAAUCUGGAGCCAGACCAAAGAGCACAGUUAAAAAGGCAGGUGGAACUAAGGUGAAGAAAGUCACAAAAACCGGAGCCAAGAAAACUGGAACCAAGAAGAAAGCGAAAACAACCAUGGUAAGUGGUGAGAAGCAAGACAAGGCUAAAGAGAACAGCAGUCCCACCCAGGACAAACAGAAUGGUAGUCCAAUCCAGGAAAGAGAAGGGGGUUCAGAUGAGCCUGAGUCACAGCAGCAUCUAAAGGAUGACAACACUGUCAGCAAAGACAACAGCAAUGUUAGUGAGGCAACACAGAAGUGUCCUCGUAAGGACUCGCAGACUGUGCAAGGACUACACAAAGAUACUGAGCAAAAUACUGAAGAAGAAAACAAGGGAGCAGAAAGCAAGCAAGAAGGAAGCCCAGAUAAGGACUCUGUAGAAGUUACACCAGUUAGCCACCAUGCAGAGGAGGGAUCAGAAGAAGCACAGAGUGAAGAAGAGGAAAGGGCACAGAGACGACGUAAUAGUCUGGAGGCUGCACAGCUCGCAGGAAGUUUGUUGGACUUCUGAGAAAACAAUCCAUAUGUGGCUAGAUGAGAUGACUGAAGCUGCACAUUGGAUGACAUAGUCAAGACCGUCAUGUAUCAGGCUUUCAAUGAUAUCAAAUAAGCAUGGGUAGUAUGUAAGAUACAAAGGUAUAGAUAUUGACAAAACAAAUGUUUGUGAAGAGUUUGAAGCACUGUGUAAGUGAUCCAAACAACUAUGCAAGAUGUUUUAUGCUGUGUGCUAGAUCUAAUAUAUUAUUAGAUAGUAUUAAAUGGAAAAAUAACAUACAGUUAAGAAGUUUAAGUGUCUA
Messenger RNA from Branchiostoma belcheri (Belcher's lancelet), 3275 nucleotides. RefSeq lists its product as uncharacterized. The coding region runs from base 212 to 2989 and encodes 925 amino acids. The transcript is spliced from 9 exons. Lineage: Eukaryota; Metazoa; Chordata; Leptocardii; Amphioxiformes; Branchiostomatidae. The record is from RefSeq and is a predicted model, not a curated record.